Pectinophora gossypiella (pink bollworm) is the source of this 1017-nucleotide messenger RNA. Its product is annotated as homeobox protein PKNOX2-like. NCBI's taxonomy places the organism in Eukaryota, Metazoa, Arthropoda, Insecta, Lepidoptera, Gelechiidae. Gene Ontology annotation, biological process: regulation of transcription by RNA polymerase II. Bases 1 to 1017 code for a protein of 338 amino acids. The record is from RefSeq and is a predicted model, not a curated record. Gene Ontology annotation, molecular function: DNA-binding transcription factor activity, RNA polymerase II-specific; RNA polymerase II cis-regulatory region sequence-specific DNA binding. The transcript has 7 exons.
AUGAAGAUCAAAUUGCCGCGAGACAGAUUCCCGUCGACAUCUUCGACGGACGAGAAUGAGAGUGGCACCGAUUGGGAUGCGGACCCGAGCCGCGCAGGCGUGCUACACAUGCGCCACCCACCGCCACCACAGGGUAUCGUAGUCGGGUCGGUGCGCAAGAGACGCGGGAACCUGCCCAAGCACUCAGUGAAGAUCCUGAAGAGAUGGUUGUACGAUCAUCGGUACAACGCGUAUCCUAGCGAUGCUGAGAAGCUUGCGUUGAGCCAGGAAGCUAACCUGACAGUAUUACAGGUAUGCAACUGGUUCAUUAACGCUCGCCGCCGAAUACUGCCAGAGAUGAUCAGACGCGAGGGCCACGACCCGCUCCACUACACCAUUUCCCGAAGGGGUCGGAAGCAACCUGGGGCCAUUGCCGGGAUAGGAGUGGGGGUCGGACAGAUGGUGGGAGUUGGAACCAUGGUAGGGUUGCCGGGAGCUUCUACUUCGGGGAUGGCGUUGGCAACCACUGCCAAUGUCACCGUUGCUGCUUGGGAUAGCGUUAAAGUUGAUGUGAGUUACCACAGCCGUGGUCACGAUUACGGCGAUGGGUUGCUGGUAUACCGCAGUGAUGGUGACGAGCUGGUGGACGCUGAGGAGGGUUACUCCAGCGCCAUCAGCGAGGAGGAAGUGAAGUAUGACCCGUCGGUGUGGCAGUCUGUCAUCCGCUAUGGGCCUGAGGAGCGGGACAUGCAUCCAGCUAAUAGGCGGCCCGGGGCAGUGGUAACGGUAGCAACUUCAGAAGACAUGGAAGAGCAACUCGGCGAGAGCGGCAGCGUGGAGGGUGGUGGGUGGCACCCCCAGCUGGCCCACUUGCCCCAGCUGCCUCACCCGCUGCGCCGCCGGCAGGUGGUGCCGAGUGCCGUGGAGGGGGAGCAUGAUAAGUUCAAGUGCCUCUACCUGCUGGUGGAGACGGCAGUCGCCGUGCGCCAGCGGGAGAAGGAACAGGAAGAGUUUAGAGGGCCCGAGGGUAGACUCUAA